Messenger RNA from Vespa crabro (European hornet), 3527 nucleotides. It is a transcript of the gene rump, whose product is annotated as myelin expression factor 2. The transcript is spliced from 9 exons. NCBI's taxonomy places the organism in Eukaryota, Metazoa, Arthropoda, Insecta, Hymenoptera, Vespidae. The record is from RefSeq and is a predicted model, not a curated record. Gene Ontology annotation, cellular component: nucleus; cytoplasm. Bases 214 to 1953 code for a protein of 579 amino acids. Gene Ontology annotation, molecular function: mRNA binding.
UCGUAUUAAUACUUUAUAGUGUUUGUAAAUUUGCUUUUGAAUUCAUUGGUUUCCGGGAUUUGAUAACUUCCGUUGACAGCCAUUUUAUAAGACGCUUCUCGUGCUCGCGUAUGUUUGCUUCUAUUUUCAGUUUGACUAUUUUGUAACCUCAGAAAUUUAGAUAGAUUAUCUAGGACUUCCUUUGUUAAUCGUUAUUUCAACUAAAUAACAAGGAUGAUCAAAGUGGAGGAAACACAAAUUCCAAAUGACGAUGAAAGAGAUAGGAGCAGAGAACGUGAUCGGAAUCGACGAUCGGAUAGACAAAAUCGUAUCAAUUCGACUAGUCGUGAUCGGAGUAGAGAGAGAAAUGAUCGUGGUGGUAGAAAAGCUUCAGAUAGAAGAAUUUAUGUAUCAAAUAUACCAUAUGACUUUCGAUGGCAGGAUUUGAAAGAUUUAUUUAGAACUGAAGUAGGGAAAGUUGCACAUGUCGAACUAUUUACGGAUGAAAAUGAUAAGCCCCGUGGUUGCGGUAUUGUUGAAUUUGAAGAUGCGGAAUCGGUAAAGAUUGCUGUUGAAAAAAUGCAUCGUUAUGACACAAAAGGAAGGAAAUUAGUUGUGAAAGAGGACUUUGAUGUUGAGCGUGAUAAAUAUGGUCGGCUAGCAACAGCUCGUAAUAAUGAUAGACCAAGAGAUGAUAGGUUUAGAGAUCCUCCUCGUCAGCAAGGAGGUGGUAGACAAAACAUGCCAGCACCUAGUGGCAGUGGUGGUGGUGGUGGUGGUGGUGUUGGUGGCGGUGGUGGUGGAGGUGGUGGAGGCGGUGGUGAUAAUAAGUUUGGUAAUACUUAUGGUCUCAGUACACAAUUCUUGGAAUCUUUAGGCAUUAAUGGACCUUUGGUUACAAGAGUCUUUGUAGCAAAUUUGGACUAUAAAGUGGAUGAAAAGAAAUUGUUGGAAGUAUUUAAGUUGGCUGGUAAAGUUUUACAUGUUGAAUUGGGCAAAGAUAAAGAUGGAAAGUCUCGUGGCUUUGGAGUCGUAGAAUAUGAUCAUCCAGUGGAAUCUGUACAAGCUAUUUCAAUGUUACACAAUCAGCAACUUUAUGACAGACGAAUGACAGUAAGGCUUGAUAGAGCAAAUGAACCAGAUAUGCCACCAAAAUUACCAGAAGGUUUGAAGGGCAUUGGAAUGGGAUUAGGAGCAGGAGGAAACAGAUUAAUGGAUGUAGCACGAAAUAUUCCUAGUGUACAAGCCAACAAUCCACCGGUUGUAAAUCCUAUCUCUGCUCCUGUUUUGGCUGCCGGUGCUUUUGGUGCUGGAUUAAAUAAUGUUGUACCUGCACAAUUAGCAUCUGCAUUGACAAAUUCAAAUGCAGCAGCACUUCAAGCGAGUCUUGCUGGUGGUUUAGGAGCAAACCUAACUACAAGCUCUUUAUUGAAUUCAUCCUUAACAAAUGAAUUGGCUUCAAAUUUGAAUAGCUUUGGUGGUGGAGUUGGCGGUUUAUCAGGACUACAAGCAUCUUUGGCUGGUGGUCAAGGAAAUAAUUCUUUUGCACCAAGAGGUUUAUCUAAAUUAGAUAACGAUAUAGGAUUUGGUGGCAACAAUGCUUUUGGAAGUUCAUCCUUUGGUGGUGGCAGAGAUUUUGAUGGAGGCUUCAACAGAGGGGAUGGCGAUCGUGUAUCUGGUGGAGGUGGUGCAUUCUCCGGCAAUCAAGGACAAGGUGGAGGUGGUAACAGACAAAAUGCUAACGGUUCUCGGCUGAUGUCAGAUACCAUUCUUAUAGGAAAUUUACCUCCUAAUACUACGUGGCAAAUGUUACGUGAUAAAUUUCAAGAUGUUGGUGAGGUCAAGUUUGCAGAAAUGAGAGGUACAGAUAUGGGAAUGGUACGAUUCGUCUCUGAGUGGGAUGCGGAGCGAGCAGUGUCGAUGAUGAAUCGGUCACGUAUCGAUGGCAGGACAAUCGACGUACGCUUGUACUAACGAAAGAACUACUACAUCGAUCAAAGCUAGAGGAGACUGGGGUUUGCUAUGUCGUCUGCAGCAUUGUUCCGCUCCCGAUGACAAUACUUGAAAUUCAUCGUAGUUGUGUGGCAGAACGUAGGACAGUGAGUGAGAAGUAAUCUGUCGUUGGAAGAACAACAGUCGUGUGUUGUAUACCUGUUCAACGUUGAAACGCUCGUAUUGAUGGGCUAAUGGUCAGCCUUCUUUGACGUAACCAUCUUGUUCUAAAUUCUACACCAUCAGUUAUCGUUCCUUUUUACAGUCGGAAACGUUCACUUCUAAAUCAGCUUCUUCGAGUGAUCGAUAUAUAGUUUAGUUUGUUAGGUUUUAGGUUCGUAAUGUUCUUACAUAGUCCAUAGGUUUUUUCAGUAUGUAGGCUAUACUAUUUACAGUAAUCAGUAAAAAGUAGCUUGUAAGUUUAUUUCAUAGUUGUCACACGAUGAGAGUAAGAUAGUAAGAGAGAGAGAGAGAGAGAAAGAGAGACGACUCAAUCGGUUUUCUGACAUUCCGGUCUAAAGUGACGCUUUGGUCGUUCGCAAACAGGUCAACCAAACAGGGACAAGAUAAUUUUUUUGUCGUUAUAUUAAUAUUUAAAGUUGGCACGGUUGUCACAAAUGUAAGAGUUAAAUUUUCGAUCCAUCUUAUAUUAGAUACUCGUUCAACGAUUCAAUUCUUAUACGGAUAGUAAAUAUCUGUCGUUUUAUUCUAAUGUCAGUUUCUCUCAUAUACAUCGGUUCUUAUGCCUAAUAUGUAACUAGAUGUAUCGUGGUUCGACAGGGAACAAUUCUCCGCUCCGUUCACCUUUGAAAUUUAUUUUUUUUUGUUAUCCAGUGUUAUCCACGCUGCAUAUUACAUCGUUGUAAUUAUUUUGGAGAUUUAAAGAGCAUAAAUCUUUUUAUCUCGCUUUAGGAAGGUCCCUUUCGGUUCAGUCGCUCUGAGACUUCAGCGAACGAACAUUGGAUGACUUUAUGCCCUAAAUUUGCUAGAAUUGUCUUACGUAUUGUGCACAAUCAUAUGUUUACCAAAAAAUAUACAACACGUUUAUAUUAUAUAUAUAUAUAUAUACAUAUAUAUAUACAUAUAUUAUAUAUAUAUAUGUUUGUGUAUAUUUGACGUGAAACGAUUUCUGUUAUUUCGUGCUUUUUAUAUCAGUAAAGAAGAUAUAUAUAUAUAUAUACAUAUAUACGUAUAUAUAUGUGUAUAUAUAUAUAUACACAUAUAUUAGAACACUAUUUUACGAUAAUAAUAAUAAUAAUAAUAAUAAUAAUAAUAAUAAUAAUAAUAAUAAUAAUAAUAAUAAUAAUAAUAAUAAUAGUUCUCGCGCGAAUCUAUUCUUUGGUAAACAUAUUUCUUCUCGCCAUGUAGAUUUCGAGGAACAUUCUCUGCGCAUUGUGUAACACUCUUGUAUAACCACAACCUCAUUAAUAGUGAUUGAAUAAAGUCCACAUCCAUUUUGACAACAAAAAAGAAAAAAAAGAAAACGAAAAAAAAAAAAGAAAAGAAAAAAAAUAUGAGAAAAAAAAAAGAAGUAAAUAAUAAUAUGCUGUGGUCGU